Molecule: messenger RNA, 8492 nt
Organism: Scophthalmus maximus (turbot)
Lineage: Eukaryota; Metazoa; Chordata; Actinopteri; Pleuronectiformes; Scophthalmidae
Gene: hivep3b
Product: transcription factor HIVEP3
Exons: 9
Coding region: 604-6726 (2040 amino acids)
Biological process (GO): regulation of transcription by RNA polymerase II
Cellular component (GO): nucleus
Molecular function (GO): DNA-binding transcription factor activity, RNA polymerase II-specific; RNA polymerase II cis-regulatory region sequence-specific DNA binding
Source: RefSeq, a predicted model, not a curated record
AAGCCUGCCGCGCGGGGUGGUGCGGAGCAGCUGAGGGAGCUUCGCGUAUGGGGCGAGAUGUUGUUUUGUUGUGGCGGUCAGCUGAAUGUGGCGUCGCUGUCCGGGUCUGACACCACAGCGGGAAGCACCCGGAGCCCCCCCGGCAGCAGCGCGGCCACCGAGCGCGGCUCUACCCAGCGCAUCGCGAUCCAGGAAAUGCGGACUCCUGGCCCUUUCGCCGCGGGAUCCACGGCCGCCGCGCCGUAGCGAGCUGACCCCUUGAAAAGCUGAAUGACUAACACCUUGACAACCAACAAAGAAGAUGCAGAGAAGACUUUGGGAGGGCUGUUAGAAUGGCUGAAGCUGGACAGAAGCAGAGCUCCUUUGUACAAAGAAAUGAUCCAUGUUUACCUGCAUCCGUGCAGCUCCAGGGCACCUUUUAAUGAUGCCUCAUUUGGUCCUCUUGAAUAACUUUUGGCCGACACUGAGAAAGGCCCUCUGUUUUGAUUUACAUCUCAGUCUGUCAAUGUCCCCCUGCCUCUGACCUCUCUGCUGCCUGGCGGUUAGCCCCAUGAGGCUACAAGAGCCCUUCCUUGCGUGUCUGUGAGGCCUCCUCCCCACUCUAUGGAGGCUGAGCCCAGCCGUCCAGCUGAUGGGCAGCGCUCUGGAAGACAAGAGCAGCAGCAUGUGACAGCUGAAUCCUCAUUGGGAUCUUGUCCACCACAGCAGCCCCAGCAGCCUCCUAAUCCUCGUCCAGUGCACAGAGCCUUGGGCCGCCUGCAAAAUCGCCAACCCAAACGCACUGACCUUUUGCUGCGGUUACAGCAGCAGCAAGCGGUAGCAUGGCAGCAAUCGGACAACCCAGGUCCCUCAGGAGGCAGCUUCUUCUCUACAGCUUCCCCAUCCACCUCAUCCCUCCCUUCUACUUCCUCCACCCGGGUUGAGCAUGGUCAUGGGGUCCCAUCUCAGUCCAGCCAAGAGGGCCUUGAAGGGGUCAGCUCACCCAGAAAAGGGGAGAAGAAACCCCCAAAACCAGGGAAAUAUGUGUGCACUUACUGUGGCCGUCCAUGUGCCAAGCCAAGCGUUCUUCAAAAACACAUUCGUUCCCAUACAGGGGAAAGACCCUACCCUUGUGCCCCCUGUGGCUUUUCUUUCAAGACCAAGAGCAACUUGUACAAGCACCGCAAGUCCCAUGCCCAUCGCAUUAAAGCAGGACUGGCAUCCAGUCGUGAUGACCCCAGUUUAAGUGGACCAGAGGGGAGUGGAGUUGGAGAAGACCCUGAGGAACACACAGAAGGAGAAAGCACUGAGUCUGAGGAAGAGACGGGCCAACACAGUAAGACCUCCUCUAAGGAGAUGUUGGGCCUGCAGAAGAAAGGUGGUAAGGAGGGGCUGGGAGGCACAGAGGAGAGCCAGAGGCCUGAAGACUCCCAGGCUGUCAAGCAAAGACUUGCACUGAGGCUUAGUGAAAGAAAACGUGGACCAAUGGCUUCUCCAGAUGACCCUCCCUCCUCUCUUUCCACCUCAUCUUCUUCUCUAGGCCCUGGCAGUAAAGGCAGCACAGAGUCUGGCUACUUUUCCGGAUCAGGGAGCACUGAACUGUCCCAAGUUAGCCCCCCCAGUGCCAGUGCCAAAACGUACGCAGAAAUUAUUUUAGGGAAAUAUGGAAGGUUGGGAGGGCAGCAGCGCAGUCCCCAUCUGCAGCAGCCUCAUUCCUCACUGUCCUCGUCCUUAGGAACGGAUGAAAAGAGCAUUCCCUUCACAGUGCCCAAGACCCAAGUAAUAGAACACAUUACGAAGCUCAUCACUAUCAAUGAAGCAGUAGUAGACACCAGUGAGAUUGACAGUGUAAAGCCCCGACGCUCCUCACUGUCCAGGAAGAGCAGCAUGGAGUCACCUAAAUUUAGUGCCCCUAAAGACCCCAACACAUUUGAUUUCAAAGGAGAAACUCCUGGGCCCAGUGGUUCGAGGCACCUCCACAAUCCUGAGGCAGAUCCACCAUGCACCCCGGAACUGUCAUCGGUGCCUCUGCUUAGAAGCCACUCAAUGCCGUCCUCCACCAGCCAAGAAGAGCCCUCCACCUCUGGCACCAUGUCUCCCAGAGGUUACCGUCUCUGCCAGUCGUUUGAUGAGCAGCAAGCAGUGGUAGCUGAGAUGAGGGCUGGUCAUGCUCAACGUAUGCUGAAGCGCCAACCUGCCAUAGAAGUCCCCCUGGGAGCGGAGAUAAUGCUGCAAGGGGGCUGUCCCACCUCCUCGACCUCCUCAGCCAGAGGCAGUGAACUAGCCCGGCAGCCGCAGCAUCAGCAAUCGCAACAGCAAAAGAGUCCCAGUCUGUUUGAAUGUGAAGCAUGUGGGGUUCACUUCCAACAUAUUGAAGCAUAUGAGGCCCACAGAGGCACCUGCUCAGGACAGCAAACGCUGGAACAAGAGAGCAGGGAUGUGAGAAAAACAGGCAGGGAGGAUCGCCCCCCGAUGAUGAUGCACUAUAAGUUCCGGGCACUGGCCAUGGCUGUGAGGAAAAGGAGAAAAGAGGAGAGCCUGGAGGAGGACCCUCCCAGCCCUGGAUCUGUAGCCAUGUCGAGAAGCUCUGCGGGCCCCAUUCCAGUGCCAAGCAGACCGGAGCACAGCCAGGCCCACUCAGGUGUUUCUCCACAGACUGAGCCAAAAGAACAGCAGCAGCAGCAGCAGGACAGGAAGGGUGUGUCCGUCAUCCAACACACAAGCUCUUUUGAGAAGCAGGAGAGUAUAUCCAUGGAAAGUCAGGAACCAGACCUCAGAGAGAGUCAGCAAACACAACAACCCGAGCCAAAACCAUCACCUUCUACAUCUCGCCUUAUCCGCCAGCCAAACAUCCAAGUGCCAGAGAUACUUGUCACUGCGGAGCUUGAUGCUGACAUGCCAUCUGUGUCACCGCCAGUGACAUCAUCCUCAUCCAAGGAGGCAGAGAGAAUGGAGGAGUUCCAGUGGCCUCAGCGUAGCCAGUCUCUGGCCCAGCUCCCUGCAGAGAAGCUGCCACCAAAGAAGAAGAGACUCCGCCUGGCAGAAGCAGCCCAGUCCUCUGGAGAGUCUAGCUUUGAAUCUGCGUCUCUGUCCCGCAGCCCCAGUCAAGAAAGCAGCAUCUCCCACACUUCAAGCCAUUCUGCCUCUUUCGAGGAUACAGCAAAAUCGGAGCCUGUCACCUGGGCUGUCGGCAGCCAAAGCUCCCAGAUGUUGAUGGUGCCACCUUCUUCCCACCAACACCAUCAAAGCCACAAGGAGAUGAGGCGCUCAGCCUCAGAGCAGGCCCCAACCAGCUCUCAGCAAACAGAGCAGAUCCCCGAGAUCAGAAGCAAGUCCUUUGAUUAUGGGUCCCUGUCCCCUCAGCAGUCUACGUCCUCCUGGAAAGAAAGGAGAAAGUGUCUGCUUGUGAAGCAUGCCACCUUAGGGGAGCCUGAACAGGAAGAGGGGGCCAGCAUGAGUCAGUUGUCCAGAGCAGAGGGUCCAAAACCUAGGCCUUCCUGUUCCAUCCUUCCUCCUCUCUAUUCAACUGAGAGCCCCCGGUUCAGCCUGGAACCUACAGGAAAGGCCUUACAGCUGUUACAGCCACAAAUCUUCCCGCCCCCUCAGGAUGUUCUCCCUUUGCAGCCCAGACACCAAGAAGCAUUCCGCCCAGGGUCAAUCUCCCAGCUACUCCCUGUCACCACAGCCAUCACUGAAGUGCUGUCCACCCAGAUCAUUCACAGAGCCUUCUUACAUCCACAGUCCGGACCUCCACAUAUACCAAUACACCCAGCACAGAUCCACAUGGCUGAACGGUUGGGUAUACCACUCCAUCAGCUUCCAUUAGUUCCUCUCCAGUUCUCUUCCAGCACUAGACCUAGUCAGUCCCUAUACUUGCCUGCUCCUCCAAGACUUACCACACAUGUUCCUUCCCCUCCAACAACAGACAGCAGACCCUCCAUCUCGUCGAUGUUGUCUUCUGACCGUAUACGUCAAUCCCUCGUGACAAUCUCCUACCAUCACCCACGGCCGGUCAUUGCCACAUGCCUGACACAGCUUACACCAGUAGUGUCCCUUGUGGUUCCAGUGCGCCUCCAGACACAUGUACCUACCUAUGCCAGUGCCAUGUAUACGACCCUAUCCCAGAUCCUGGCCUGCACACGCUCACAGGAGCCCAUUUCUUGCACAGCUAUGGUUAUCAUGGGCCAGGUUGAGCGAGAAAAACUGCAAAGGUCUUACUUAAAAGUCCCUUCUCCAGUCACCAUUCUUCCCCUGUCUCUGCCAACCAAGCUGGCCUCAGGAUCUGGGGAGGCAUACGGUCCCAUGGGUGCUGGAGGAAGUAAACGGAUGCUUUCUCCUGCAGCCAGUCUGGAACUCAGCACAGAGGCUCAGCGUCACCAGAAAAGGGUAAAAGAGGAAGAGGAGGGGGAGCAACAUAAGGCAGGAGACGAGGAGGAUGAGGAGGAUGUGGAUGUGGAAAAGAAAGUAGGAGAGGAGGAUGAAAGUAAAGCUAUUGGGAGAAAACUGGGAGAGGGAGAGAAGAAACAACCUGAGAGGGUAGAGGUCACAACUGUGAAAGUGGAGAGGGAGCAGGAGAAAGUACCAAGGAAACAAAUCAGGGAAGAAAAGGGUGAGGAGGAGGAGGAGGAGGAGGGGGAGACAGCUGAGAAGACAAGUCAAAAAAAGCAAGAGGUGCCAGUUGUGGAAGAGGGGGUUGAGAGACUAAGCACCCCUUCAUACCCCAGCCUCCACACCUCCACCUCAGUCAACUGGUGCUACCUGAAUUAUGUCAAACCCAACCCCUCCACCCAGAGGGACCCGUGCACCUCCGUUUACUCUACAUGGAGCAUAAGUGCUCACAACCCCAACUUGCCAGGCCUCAGCACUAAAAUGGCCUUGUCUCUACUGUGCUCCAAACAAAAGUAUAGCUCGGAGACGUAUACCAUGGCCACGGCUCCAACCGCGGCAAACAGCAAAUUGUCUGCUGCCAGUAGCAGGACGCCCCAUUUGUCAGAGGUACAUGCCACCCCACCCAGCACCCUCACCGGAGUAAAGGAUCAGCAGCAGCACAAGGAGGAGGAGGAGCGUAAAGAGAUGAAAGAAGAAGAAGGGCCCUCCACUUCCAAACAGGGAGAGCCCUCUCGUGUUCGCAUCUUUGAAGGCGGGUAUAAGUCUAACGAAGAGUAUAUUUACGUGCGAGGUCGCGGCAGGGGAAAGUACAUCUGUGGAGAAUGCGGCAUCCGCUGUAAGAAGCCCAGCAUGCUGAAAAAGCACAUCCGAACGCACACCGACGUCCGUCCGUACAUUUGCAAACACUGCAACUUUGCCUUCAAAACCAAAGGAAACCUUACGAAACACAUGAAGUCAAAGGCUCACGGGAAAAAAUGCCAGACGAUGGGAGUGUCUGAGUCAUCGCUGGACGAGCCGGAGAGCGAGGAAACAGCUGGAAGUGAUGAACGCGUGUGUGGCUCAGAGGAGCAGGAGGGACAUCAGUUUUCCGGCGUGGAGGAUUCUGAGGACGAUGACGACAAUGACGACGAUGAUGACGAAGAGGAGUCCGUAUCGCACGAGGACCCGCCGUCCUCCUGCUCCUCGGAGACCCACCUAUCAACAGGAGGACGCUCCAGCUGCAGCAGGCACUCUCAACACGGCACCCCUGACCCUGAGCCCCCUGCGGGCCCCAGUCCAAGCCCCAGUCAUGAGCACUCCCCGAGGGGGGUUUGGCUCAGCAGGCGAGCCGCCUCUCCGGGCAGCAGGAGAGCUCUGUUCUCCCGGCGGGGCUGGAAGUCAUCACCAAGAGCCUUCUCCCCCAGCAGUGAGAGCUGCUCCCCCAGCCGCAGCCUCUCCCCCCGUCUGGAGCUGUCGUCACCCAUCCACAGCCUUGCCCCCAGGACCGAGCUGCCCUCACCCAGCCGACAUGUCUCACCUUCCCCUGAAAGAGGACCAUCUCCCAUCAGACCCCUUUCUCCACUUCGUCCCAUUUCGCCCAGUUGCUACCGAUCGUCACAAGCUCGAGCCCCUCAUUCGCUGCUGGGGUUACAGCACAGGGCCGCUGGGUACCUGCCUUGGGAGAGUCCCAGUUCAAAGGGUAGUCACGUCAAACUGGAAAAAAGAGGUACAGCAGUUGGUGAGGGGCCAGCAUUGGCAGGAGCCAGCUUGUUUCCUGCUGCUUUUCGUCUUUCUACAUGUGAAGGUUAUCGCGGCCACCAAGCAGCAGACAACAUCUUCAGCCAUCUUCCCAUGCACUCCCAACAAGCCAAGGUCCCCUAUCUGAUGAUCUCCAUCGGAGGAAUCCAAAUGGUGCAGGCCAGACCCAGGUCCCACCCUACCACCCCCUCGUCCCCAACGUCUCCGCCCAUGGAGGGGCCGUCACUGGCCAGGGUUGAAUCAUACUGGGGCGGGACCCCCAGAACUCAAGGGCUUAGAACUCCUGGAGAUCGCUGGUCAGAGCACCAGGCAGCAGGAACCAGCCAGUCGGGGCAGUGGAGUGUCAGCACAGUUCCAACAUGUUCCAGACUGGAGUCGGAGACCACAGACUCAAAGCAAUAUGGCAGCUCACAUAGCUCCGCCCACACUCACUGGUCGCCCACUGAGACCGAGGAACGCUGCGUCAGAGACAGUCGUUGGAGAGCGCCCUCCAGUCCAGCAGCACCUGUAGCUUCACGUCUCAUUGGACAGGAGCCGGAGGGGGAGGAGCCACCGUCCAGUAGUGAUCAGGUGGAGGGAGGAGCUGAAGGAGACUCAGCCCGAACAGAACAGAGCACUUAACUGUGUCGACAACUUGAUGCGUCGUGCAUCCCAUUUUGCUUUAUUGGUUGCUACACUAGUCUCGUUUUUUAUUGCUUUGUUUUUUAUACAGUUUUCAAUACUAUUGUUAACUUAAAUGUUUGUUCCUUGGCAACAUUCAGGUUUGUUAUAAAAUGCACUUUUUUCUUUGUGAAAAUGUUUCUGUAAAUCUAAAUAUAUAUAUAUAUAUAGAUUAUGUAUAUAUGUAUGUAUGUGUAUAUAAAUAUAUAUAUAUGAUCUAAAGAUUUAUAACACCUUCAUUUUUCCAGUUGUUACUGAAAUUGACAUGGUAUUAUGUCUGGGUGUUUAUGAAAUUAAAGCUCAGAUUAAGUCAAUAAGGAUUUUAAAUAAAAUCAUGUAAUCUUCAAUCUUAAAUGUAAUCUAAUUUUUUUUUUGACUGAUUCAACUUUCAACAAAAUUUCUACAAUGGAACAUUGUUUGGAAAGUUAUUUCCAACGCUGUUGCUGAAGUUCCCAAAAAUGUGUUGCACAUUUAGUUUACUUCAUAUUCUGUCCACUUCUUCAUGAACCAGACUCUGCUGCUCUUCAUCCGGCUCUUUCCUUUUAGUGUUUUGGCUCAUUCUGUUGCUGUAGGACGAACCUCUGACCAACCAGUCUGUCUUCUCUGUUAACUCUCACCAUUCUGACAACAGCAUACAGUACUUACUGUACUUCAUGCAUCACAGGGUGUAGUAACACUGCCUUUGUACAGACAGAGGGUUAUAACCUAUCAACAAAAGUUUGGGAACCUGUGGAAAACCUGUAGGCUUCAUUUACUUCCUAAACUUUCAAGGCCUGUUUACGCUGGAAUUUACAUGAUCUUUCUUGGGUUUUUCUCUUUUAAAAAAAAAACACUGCUACAUUUGAAUCGUUUAAGGUUAAUCACUGGACUUGACCUGGUUAAAUUUAAAUAAACACUGGAAAAAUAAGUGUUUUAUAUAUAUAUAUAUAUAUAUAUAUAUAUAUAUAUAUAUAUAUAUAUAUAUAUAUAUAUAUAUAUAUAUAUAUAUAUACACAUAUUUGAUGCAUAUAUGGUAUACAGUAUAUCCCUCCUGUAUCUCUAUUGAUACUGGUAAUCUUAAUGUCUGUUUAAAUAUAUGAAAACGGAACAUGAAUAAAUUUGUAAAUGACCAAAAUCUUCAAUGAAAAAUAAUUCCAUUUUUGUUUGUCCAGUAUUACUCAAACUAUAGUUACUUGUGCCUUUUCUGUCCAGGUUUGCUUUCUGAGAUGUACAGUACUGAUAGACAAAGAGAAGGCUGUGAAAUUUUAUAUCUGCUUUUUAUUGUGUUGUUUGGGGGGGGGGGGGGGGUUGGUGUUUUGAUUGUUUAUGUUCCAAAGGCCAUUGCUUUAAUGCCAGGGUAACUGAGAAUCACAUUGUGGAAAUAUUGAAGGAGCAGCAGAAAUGUGUCAAAGGAAAUGCACUGAAGAUCUAUUUUUUAUUACAAAAGAUUUUAGAUUAAGAUAUAUGUCUGUACAGGGAAGAGAGCUCUUUAUUUAUUGUUAUUUGAUGAGAAUUAUGAUCAUUGUUUCAAGUUUUUUUUGUUCUUGUUUUUGAUUUUUCUUUUUUACUUUUGUUAAUGGAAAAAUUACUUUGUUACAUCCGUGUGUCUUUUCAUGAUGCCCUUGUGACUUGAAUUGGUGAUAAAGAGAAGAUAUUGAGUGGCUGGUACUGGAGGAUCAAGUGCCCUGCAGAUUUCACACACAGCAAAAUUUCUAGUCACUGAGGAAAUAAAAAAAAAAUGCACCAAA